AUCAACUUUUUGUUCUAUAACUAAAGUUCACUGAUGACGUCGUGCUCUUAAAAGAACUCUGCAGAAAUUGUUAAUAGGGAUAUGCAUUCUAUUGUUCGUUUCAGCAACCUUUUGUGGACCUCAAUAUUGUUUAAGAAAUCAUUUGAAGCAACGUUUAAUUUUAAAGCACUUAGUGCUAGAAAGACUUUUGUUAAGUAAUAUUUAUAGCGUAGAAAGUAAAAUAAAUCAAGAAUAAUGACUCUUCUGGACCCACUCUAUACAAAUUUAACCCUGGAUGAAUACUACGAGCAGUAUGUGACGGCGGAAAAUAAGUUUGUGAAGCCCAAUCUCAGUCGUUAUCCUUCUCAGGCCGAACUGAAGCGUCACUACAAUCGCACUCACUACUAUGGCCCAUUUUACAAGCAUCGUGGCUUCCCAGCCAUCAAUCAGAAUCUUAUGCUACAGAUUCACACACAGCCAGAGUUCAAAUCGAAGCGGUGGGCAAAGCUCAAACCGGCAAACGCGUUGAACUUCUGCCCGCGCAAGACCGAGAAGACUGAGUCAACUAUUUUGAAGACCGAACCGACUCGCCCAAAGACCGAGCAGAAGCCGAGGAAGAUGGAGCCUACACGCCUGGUAAAGACAAUUCCGAAUAGCAUGGUCGAUUUUGAACCGAAAUGCGACCUGCGGAUCGAGUCGAAGAACGAUCUAUGUAUUGAUUCGCAAUCGCAGCUAAGGCGCGAUAAAAGCCCAAAGCCAAACCCCUCGCUGCACCACGAACCGCAACCAAAGCGCGUGCCGAAAAACGAGCCGCUGUGUGAUGAGGAGAAUGAGUCGAAACAUGAGCCGAAGCACCACUCGACGCGCCAGCCCAGGUGCGAAGCAAAAUGUGAGCUUACAAAUGUGUCGAAGCGCAAGCGAAAGCACGACUCCAAGCGUGAGCGAAAGAACGACUCCAAGCGUGAGCGGAAACACGACUCGAGGCGCAAGCUGAAGCGCAAGCUGAAGCGCGAGCUAAGGAACGAUUGCAAUACUGAGGUGAAGACGGAGCCGAAGGGCGAGCUGACGAUGGAUGCUAGUCCGGUCGCAAAUAGGAAGUCCGAGCCGGAUUCGGUAUUGGACUUGGUAACUAAGACGGAACACUGGUUCAGCAUCAAGUCGAAGCGCGAGUGCAGGACUAAGGCGAAGCGCAAACUAAAGAACGAGCCGCGAAGCUACUCGAAGCGUGUGAAGAGAGAGUCGACGAGGGGCAACGACGAAGAGGAAAAGGAAAACAAGUCUCCCACCAUGGAAGACGAUGUGGUUGAUGAGCUGGACUUGGGCCUGCAUGAAUACGAUCAUUUUAUGCUGGAAAUCGAGGGCGAUCCAAACUUCUAA
Scaptodrosophila lebanonensis is the source of this 1356-nucleotide messenger RNA. Its product is annotated as cylicin-1-like. The record is from RefSeq and is a predicted model, not a curated record. The transcript is spliced from 4 exons. The coding region runs from base 235 to 1356 and encodes 373 amino acids. NCBI's taxonomy places the organism in Eukaryota, Metazoa, Arthropoda, Insecta, Diptera, Drosophilidae.